AUGUUCGAUAUCGGAAAGAGGGACGUCCUGGGCCAUUCCAUCUUGCCCUUGAACUCUUUCGACCAAGCACGAUCGUUCUACACCACUGACCUACUUCAAGUCAUGCAAAGCAACCUUGAGCAAGGCAAGGGAGCCACGCCCGCAACCAAAAUAGUUGAGCCAUAUGCAGACUUCCUUGAUCGUGAAGUCGUACAUGCAAAUCGCAUCACCUGCUUUGACGCUGCAGAUGCCGCCAGCGCGUUUCGCUAUAUGCAAAGUGACAAACAUAUUGGGAAGAUUGUCAUUAGGAUUCCUGAGGAUGCUGCGGAUCUGCCUACCGCCACAAGCCUCGCAACCCCCGAAUAG
Molecule: messenger RNA, 345 nt
Organism: Aspergillus luchuensis
Lineage: Eukaryota; Fungi; Ascomycota; Eurotiomycetes; Eurotiales; Aspergillaceae
Exons: 2
Coding region: 1-345 (114 amino acids)
Source: RefSeq, a predicted model, not a curated record